Cladophialophora immunda is the source of this 1131-nucleotide messenger RNA. RefSeq lists its product as uncharacterized. The transcript has a single exon. The record is from RefSeq and is a predicted model, not a curated record. Bases 1 to 1131 code for a protein of 376 amino acids. Lineage: Eukaryota; Fungi; Ascomycota; Eurotiomycetes; Chaetothyriales; Herpotrichiellaceae.
AUGGUGCGCAAGAACUCAAAACAUCCCCGACCAUUCUUAGAAGAAGCAGGCCCAUUCAGCCAGCCAGAACUCCACGCAGCGUCUGAUUCGCCCCAAUCGCUUGACAGUGAGCCUGUAUCCUCACGGACAGGAUCUCCAUCUCCUUACAUUUCAGAAGAUAUUAGGCAGGCUCCGCAGCAGAAGCCCGACAGUGCUAUUCCGGCUCAGUCUGGUGCUAGGUCUCCCUCUAAGGCUAUUCCAGCAUCCGCAGAGCGAGCACAGCGAAUCCAAAGAGAACAGAUCAGCCACCAGGUUCACCGAACUCUUGACCUAAUAAGCAUGGUCUGCUGGGGCGACGUGGAGACCGCAGUGACCGUGUUGCGCCGCUCAUACCUCCUUGCGCUCGACAGGAUCGACCGUGGCGAUCGGAGCGUCCUUCUUUUCCGUCCCAGCGAUCCCGAUUUUGUACUUUGGGAUAACAGACACACUAGUUUUGCCGAAGACUAUGAGGACUGGGUGCUUCCAUUACGCCACCACAAUGUCGGGGCACAUUCGCUGAGACGUGGGCUCCGACCUAGACGCUGUCCCGGUGGAAGUCGCGUGCUGAGCAACGGUCGAGACUUCGAUUUCGACGAGAGGGCUAUUGUCGUUAGGCUCUAUGGCGGUCAGUCCACAUCGCGACCCGAAGGUCAUCAAUGCGGUCAGUCAAGUCACGGACAACCGCCAGGGCGACAGCCUCGCUAUCCUACUCGCGAGCGACCACCCCCUCCCCAGCGAGGUCGAGGCAGCCACCUCCGACAGUCUCUCCGCGAUCUCUCAAAGGAGGACAAGGCUGGAUCCUCAUGCAAUCAAGCCUCCCACAACGACGCACAGGCGAACAUCGCCACAACGGCGCCAUCUCGCGCCACUAGUUCUCCCGCCCGUACCACCAUCUCUCGGCCUGGACCGAUUUCGCCACACCACACCGCCCGCUACCGCCGAGAAUGGGAAGCCUUCUCCAGACGAGAGGUCGACAACCCUCUGAUACCACGAGAACCACGUCUGCCGCGCCGGCACGGAAACGCGCCGAGGCCAUCGACUCUGGACGCUCAAGUCCCGGACCCUGGUUCGAGAGCGACAACGCCCCGCCAGCUUGGCCAGGCCGCGCCAUGA